Molecule: messenger RNA, 555 nt
Organism: Acanthosepion pharaonis
Lineage: Eukaryota; Metazoa; Mollusca; Cephalopoda; Sepiida; Sepiidae
Source: the annotation of a GenBank genome assembly
AUGAAUUAUUUUCUUGAAACAUUUUUUUCAGUUAUUAUUUAUUAUAUUUCAUUCAACAUCUUUCCUUUCUCUUCGGUUAAUUGUCCACCAUUUUCUUUCUUUUUAUCAUUCAUGUGUGCUUCAGUUUCCUUUCUUCUCAAUUUUGUUUUUUCUCUCAUGUUUGUCGUUUCUAUAUUUUGUCAUUCUAAUAAUUUGCCUUUCCCUCCAUUUUUCUUUUUUUUUUUUCUCGUUCCAAAUAUGCUUUCGUUGCGUUUUCGUAUUCUGUGUUUAUCUUUUUCCUUCAUUUAUUUUCGUUUCUUCUUUUAUUCUGUCUUCUCCCUCUAUUUGUCAUUCAUUAUUUUUUUUUUCUCUUUUGUUUGUCUUCUGUGUUUUAUUUUUCUUUCUUUCUCUAUUUGUUCGAUUUUUCUUGCUGGCUUUUAUUUUUUUCAUCUGAUUCAUUCCUCCUUUGUUCUUUCUUAUUUUCAUUUCUGUUUUGCUUCAUUCUAUUCUUGUCAAUUUCACCAGUUUUAUUCAUUUAUUCACUUUAUUCUUGGAAUUUCUUUUUAUCUCACUUGA